Molecule: messenger RNA, 609 nt
Organism: Elephantulus edwardii (Cape elephant shrew)
Lineage: Eukaryota; Metazoa; Chordata; Mammalia; Macroscelidea; Macroscelididae
Gene: NOPCHAP1
Product: chromosome unknown open reading frame, human C12orf45
Exons: 4
Biological process (GO): box C/D snoRNP assembly
Molecular function (GO): box C/D methylation guide snoRNP complex binding
Source: RefSeq, a predicted model, not a curated record
AUGGAGGUGCAAGGUAAACCUCUGCCCGGCGGCAGAUCGACCCCUUCCAGCGCGGCCCGCUCGGGGGUGUCGGUGUCCCGAGAGCUGCUGACGGCGGGGAGCGGCGGCCUUGGAGGGAUAUGGGACAAGUUGCUCAUCAACUCCAAACCGAAUUCCAGAAAGGAUUCUACUCUGAAGACAGUUCGGAUAGGGCGGAGUCCUUUGUUGGACCAAGUACGGACCUUUCUUCCGCAGAUGGCCCAAGCAAAUGAGAAGUUAAGAAAAGAAAUGGCAGCUGCACCCCCAGGCCAGUUUGAUAUUGAAAACGUUGAUGGGACUCUUGAAAAAAUUAUACAAAUGGAUGUCGCCUUGUUUGAGAUGGACCCGUCUGACUCAAAGGAAGAGGACAGUUCAGAAGAGACUGAGGAUAGCUCAGAGAACAGCUCGGAAUCAGAGGAUGAGGAUGCCAGCCUUCCUCAGGAGGUCACCAUAGACAAUAUCAAGCUUCCCAAUUCAGAAGGUGGAAAAGGCAAGAUCCAAGUUUUGGACAGUCCUCCAAGUAAAAAAAUGAAACAGUAAAUUGAAGGACCUGGGAAGAAUCUCAUGGCAUCCGCCUGCCAAUCCCUGUGA